Messenger RNA from Saccostrea cuccullata (small rock oyster), 3125 nucleotides. RefSeq lists its product as uncharacterized. NCBI's taxonomy places the organism in Eukaryota, Metazoa, Mollusca, Bivalvia, Ostreida, Ostreidae. Bases 1 to 3075 code for a protein of 1024 amino acids. Gene Ontology annotation, molecular function: protein binding. The record is from RefSeq and is a predicted model, not a curated record. The transcript has 3 exons.
AUGGCGUGUUCUAAAUACCUCUCCACAAAAGAGACAACACACUCUGCUCGUGUUUCACGAUUAUUAGUGGAUCUCUGUACUGAUCUCUUCAGAGACAUAUUGAAGAACAAUGUUACAGAAAUACAAUUCCCAUUGGUCCUUCAAAGGGAACAAAGUAUCUUAAUCCCUAUCUUAAACAAAGCACAAAGAGAAAAUCUUUUCCCUAGAUCAGGAAGUUUCAUUGGAACGUAUCAGGAAUUUGAUUUGUCUUUAUUGUAUAUAUUACUUCGUAAUGUAUCAGGAAUAAAACCUCACAAGAAGGGAUGGUCUAAAUCUCCGGAUCCUUUAGAUAGAUCCCUGUCUGCCAACAUAGACAGAAUUAGAGAAAUCAGAAAUGCAUAUUUUGGACAUGCAGCUAGGACCUUCAUUACCGAUGUACAAUUCCAUAAACUUUGGCAAAACCUUACGAUUAUUAUCAAAGAACUCGAGAAAAGUCUUCCUGGAGGAUGUACAACAUACUCAGAUGCUGCAAAUAUGAUAAAAUAUGUAACCAUGGACCCUGAACAGGAGAAGAUGUUCCUUGAUAUAAUCGAUCAAUGUCAUCACACUAUAGAGGAUCUGAAAGAUACACUGUCUAAUACUGAGAGAGAAAUCGUUUUCGAAAAUACAAAUGCUGUUCUGAUGGCUCAUAGACAAAAAGUGAUCAUACGAACAACUGGUGUACAGACCACAAUCAACAAACUUAGAGAAAGCCAUAUUGUUAUUCUGACAGGUAAAGGAGGUACGGGAAAGACCACAACAGCGUAUCAAAUCAUGUGUGAGAUGUCAGACCCUUCAUUAGAAUCACCAUAUACGCCGGUGUUGAUUAAAUAUCCAAAUCAAUGGGAUAAAAUAAUUAACUCUUCUUAUCGGUAUAUUGUUUAUUUAGAUGAUAUUUUUGGUUUAACAAAUCUUGAUACUGGCGCGGUUGAAAAAUGGCAAUAUCUACUUGAUAUGAUAUUUUCAUGUGCUAAAGUUGGAAAUAUUAGAGUAUUGAUUGGACUCAGAAAGAACAUAUUGGAUGAAGUAAGGAUAUGUUGCGCACAUGCCAUUCUUCAAGAUGAAAAUAUUGUGGAUAUAUCUUCAGUAGAAAAUUUUACAAUGAAGGAUAAAGCAGAUAUGCUAGACGCGUAUGAGAAGAGUUGCAGUUUUAAAGUCUCAGAGCAAUCUGGUGACCUGUUUUCUGACUAUACUAAAAAGAACGGGUUCAAUGCUUUUUAUAAAUUCUCAGAAUAUCAAAAGAUGGUUAUGCUUAAUGCCAAUCCGUACUAUGGAUUCCCGUUAACAUGCUUUCAGUUUUUCUCAAGACGAGAUUUUUUUCAGCUCGGUCCGUCUUAUUUUCAUCACCCUGAUGAACGUUUGUUCCAAGUAAUAGAAGAUAUGCGACGUUCCAAAUGUGGGAAAAGGCUGGAAAAGGUCAAAUAUUGCGUAUUAUGCUAUGUAUUUAUUAAUGGGAUGAUUGAUACAAUUAAUAUUUCUGAGACUAUGUUAAAAAAUAUCUGUAAAAAAUUAAUGAUCGUUGAUACAUUUCUAAUAGAUAUCAAAGACGCACUGAAUGACUUAAAUGGAUUGUUUUUGUCACAUGUCACAAAUCAUCGUUAUGCAUUUUCACAUGAAAGUAUUCUUGAGACCGUUAUGGUUUCAUUUGGACAAAUAGCCCCUGAAAUCGUGAUAAAACACUGCAGUAGAAGAAAAUUACGUGAACUGAUUCGCACACAGAACUAUAAACCUAGACUUGGCGAAGUUGUUCUAAAGAUUUCAAGACAUUAUUAUGAAGAACUAGCACAGAGACUUUUACGUGGUGAUAAUGGUGACAGUGAAGAAGUAAAAAAUAUAUCACUGGUAGCUUUUAAUAUCAUUCAAUAUCCUGGAUGUAAUGACUCCGAGUUUGUGUCUGUUUUCUGUAAUCGUAAAAUGUCUGACCGAUUAUCUUUACUGUUCCAUUGCGUUUUUGAAGAUGUCAUCUUGUAUUCAUUCUUCAAAAACACAGUUCUGUUGCAGGAGCUUCUAGAACGUUACGGACCUCAUCAUAAUUCUCCAACUUCGCAUAUGAAAGAACCGAAUUUUCAAAUAUCUGUUCAACAGAUUGAAAAUGUGCUAAAGGAUGUUUUUGUGCAUUAUGAUAAACUAGCAUUAAGUAUUAUAUUAACGUAUAUUUGCCGUUACCGAAAUCACCCUUGUGUAACAUAUGUACCCUGCUUGCGUGGACUGCUUCAUAUGAAAAUACACGGAAGUCUUACUGUUCUUCAUCACUGUACUAUUCAUGGUUGGGCGGAUUUGGUAGAAGUCAUUCUUCAGAUGCACAAACCAACAAAGACAAACCACAAUUGGUCAGUUCUACACCUAGCUGCGUAUGCUGGAAGACCGCUGUUGUUAAAAAGGUUUAUAGAUCUUGGAGUGGAUAUGACAGAGAGAACAUCAGAAGGGUUUUCUGUGCUCCAAGCAGCUCUUUUAGGUGUCCGAUACGGUAAUCAAGAUAUUAGUUUUCCCUCACACACGGCAAAUUAUGUUUCAUUUUCAAAUGAGUUUGCAAUAAUCAGUUUGUCUUUCCCAGAGAGUAAAGAAUUUGAAACCUCUAUUAACAUGUUACUGACAAAACCUGCAGAGGAUAUAAGAUCUGAUCUAUCUAUGAUUGUGGAUGAGUUUAAAAACAACAUCGUGCACUAUCUUGUGAUGCAUAACUACAGUGAUAUUCUAGAUUGCCUUCUUAAGUAUGGCAAGGAAUUUCUCUCCCAUCGCAAUAGCAGUGCUCUUCCCACAGCACUGCAUACCGGUGUGUAUCUAGGAAGACGUGAGAUAGUGGAAAAAUUGUGGAAACUGGGAUUACAUCCUCAGGACAGUGAACUCUCUCUCAAGGAGACUCUUCGUAAUGGUGAAAAGUUUUGCAACAAACAGAUAUUCUAUAGCAAAUUGAAAAACAAAAAAUGCUGGAAUGAUGGGGACAGAGAGGUGCUUGAUGUAAAACUAAAAGCAAUAGAGCAAAUAAAAAUUGCGUUCGGAGAUGCUAAUGAGUUUCAAGGUGUUCGAGAUUUCUUCUUAAAAGAGAAAUUAUUUUGAAGUAAAGAUAAAAGGUGACCUUAAACUGACAAUUUAUAUAAAUUAUAAUA